CACUCUGCACACGUUCAUCAGUCAUUUACCCAUUGCUUCUGCUGCUACUUUCUCUCUCUAGCUCCGCCCCUCUUUUCACUUUUCCGAGUCUCUCUCUUAGGGUUUUCUUUACCAGUCUCUCAAUUCAGAAAUGGCGCAAGAGUUGCAAAACGGUGCUGGAGCUGACAACGGCUCGGAGGGAGCUGCGGUGGUCUUUGCGGCGGUCAAGCCGUGGUUGGUGGUGGAGUCGCCGAAGGCGAACGACGCCGUUCAGUUCUACAAGGCGGCGUUCGGAGCUGAGGAGGUCAGCCGCGUGAAUCACCCCAAGAGGAAGGCGGAGCAGGAGAUCCCUCUGGUUCUCUCUGCUGAGCUCAAGCUUGGAUCCUCUGCUAUUGUUGUCUCCGACCUCAUUGACGACGCCUCUGCUCCUAUGAUUUCUGAUAGCCAUAACCGUGUCUGUGAGGUCAUGCAUGCAUUUGUCGUGGACAUUGUAAAAUCCACGCUUCUUGUCCAGGUGAAAUCUGUUGUUACCGGAAGCGUGUUCUGCUUGGAGACCGGUGAUGUUGAAGCCGCCGUCACCAAAGCGGUGGCUGCUGGCGCUGUUGCUGAAGGCGAGAUCUCUGAGGGUGAAGGCGCGUUUGGUGGUGGGCGCGUGGGGAAGGUGAUGGACCCCUACGGCAACGUCUGGCUCAUCUGCACCCCAUCUAAGAAGGGUGGUGACGUGGCAGCAUAAGAGCCCUCGAUCUGACUGAAGCACUCCAACAACUAUCUCUAAUUACUACCUAGUCCUUAGUUGCUUUCGUUUUGUACCUAAUCAACCCGGAUUUGACCGACCUUUUAUCCUUAUUUAGGAGAGAAAAAAACUGGUAGAUGAACAAUUUUAGGUGGAACUUUAUUUUGCGAAUCGUCUGGGCGUUGAUUAGUGGGUUCUGAACAAUCAAAUCUAAGUGUUAACUCUCCUUAUUAAUGGCUGGUUAUUACUAUUAUUUGCAGUGCGUUCUGACUUAUGCAGUAUUAAAUUUGGUAUGUUUUUUUUUUUAAAUUUUUGGGGAAGUUCUUCUUUGAGAGUGUUAAAAUAUCUACCGGCGUGGAUGAAAGGAAAAGGUACUAUUUGUUGCUAUUAUGUGGAGAGAUUGCUUUUCUUAGUCUUAAAUUAUAUAUAUUUGCAUAAUAGUAUCCUUUAUCGCGUUUACUAUCCACACUAGUCUUUGGUAAUUUUAUAGAUUGUGAAAAAAUGGAAUUAUUUCGAGAAUAUUGAUGAUACUGUCUUGCCUUCUUGUUGUGAGCUUAUUACGAGUCUACAUUGAUAAACGUGAUCUUUAAUUCUGCUGUCUUUCCUUGGUAAAGCGCCAGUGUACUCUAUCGAAUUUGAAUUUUUCAUAUGAACUUCAAUGCCUUUUUGCGUGCAUCUUAAUCCAAUGGGAUUUGUGUGUUUAGUACCAUGCGUUAAAAUUAGAGUAAAGCAUUGGUGUAUGAAACGUUGAAUGUGAACACAAUUUGUCCCCUUUUGGCCAUUAGGAAGAGCUGCUUGUAGUGGGCUUCAGGCUACUAAUUUGACCAUAUGGAAAAAAUUCAUAUUGGUGUCAACAUCUCGUGAUAAAAAUCCAAAAUUCAGUUACUAAACACUUGAGGGAAAAAGAGGAAAAUAGGAAUUAAGAACUCAUUGCUGUAGUUCAAGUUGGGUGAUAUAAUCAAUUGCCAAAUGGAAGGUUUUUCUUCUCUCUGUCAUUGAUGAGAUUUUCUUUGUUCUCUUAGUAAAGGUAAGGUGCAUAUAUUCUAAAGGAGUUGUGGCUGACUUGGAUAAAUUCUGAUUCCGCAAUAGAAAAAUGUACAGGAUUAUGACUGGUCCCCAAUCGACCUGAAUUUUGGAAACAUAUUAAUUUUUGUUAUUUUGUUUUCCUGUAAUUGGAAAAGUAUGGAUCUAUGGCAAUGUAAUUCUUUUGCAG
Striga asiatica is the source of this 1925-nucleotide messenger RNA. NCBI's taxonomy places the organism in Eukaryota, Viridiplantae, Streptophyta, Magnoliopsida, Lamiales, Orobanchaceae. The record is from the annotation of a GenBank genome assembly.